Molecule: messenger RNA, 982 nt
Organism: Dichomitus squalens LYAD-421 SS1
Lineage: Eukaryota; Fungi; Basidiomycota; Agaricomycetes; Polyporales; Polyporaceae
Product: HET-domain-containing protein
Exons: 4
Source: RefSeq, a predicted model, not a curated record
GGCAAGAGGGCUUAUAACAGCUAGUUGUUCCUAGUGCAAAGCAUUGACACCAUUGGGACGAAGGAGUGGAUGGGUGCGGUGUCACAGGCUUGCUAGCGAUUCAAUCAAGUCUUGUCGGAGGCCACUCACCAUGCGAUUGCUCAACACGAGAACCGGGAGGUUUCACUGGUUCGAGGAUCCACGCCAUGUCCGCUACGCUAUCUUGUCCCACGUCUGGUCAAAGGAUAAACACAAUCCGGAGAAAACGUAUCAGGAUGUCCUCCGAUUCGAGUCCGAAGUCCCCGAGGGCGAGCCUAUCCUUUCCAAGCUCUCGUCCAAACUCCGACGUUUCUGUGAAGUAUCACAUGAGAACGGCUUUGAGUUUGGCUGGGCCGACUCCUGCUGUAUCGACAAAACCAGCUCUUCCGAGCUCUCCGAAGCCAUCACUUCCAUGUACGACUGGUACCGGUACGCGGCCGUGUGCUACGCGUUCCUCCACGAUGUCCGCAAAGACCCCGAGUUCUGGAGAGGAGAUUUCUGCAAUAGCGAAUGGUUCACACGUGGUUGGACGCUUCAAGAGCUCCUCGCGCCAACCAUUCUCUUGUUCUUCUCUCAAUCUUGGGAUGUUCUCGGCUCAAAGCAGACCCUCGCCAUACUCAUUCAGGAGGUCACGACCAUCGAUCAUGCUGUCCUGACCUUCGAACGGUCUCUGGAGGAGGUCAGCAUAGCUCGCAAGAUGUCUUGGGCAGCGUCGAGGAGGACCAGCCGCGAGGAGGACGAGGCGUAUUCCUUGAUGGGAAUCUUCGGCGUCAGCAUCCCUAUCACAUAUGGGGAAGGUCGCUACGCAUAUGUCCGCCUACAGGAGGAGAUCAUCAGGGUUGUGCCCGACCAGUCAAUCUUCGGAUGGGGACCUCCACCUUCCAUUGAGCUUCCCCCCACCACGAGACAAUACUUGCUAGCGUCAUGCCCGAAAGACUUCGAGGAGUCGUCGGCUCUUAUCCAC